This is a messenger RNA of Aspergillus pseudoviridinutans, 2106 nucleotides long. RefSeq lists its product as uncharacterized. The record is from RefSeq and is a predicted model, not a curated record. Bases 1 to 2106 code for a protein of 701 amino acids. Lineage: Eukaryota; Fungi; Ascomycota; Eurotiomycetes; Eurotiales; Aspergillaceae. The transcript has 7 exons.
AUGGCAAUUGAGCAAGGCCAGAAGAAGACUAAUCCUAGUCCUUAUGACCAAGUCAUUGUUAUGAGCCAGAGAUUUAUCAAUGCCUCGUUUGCAAGGAUGUGGCAAGAGGCGCCGUACGAUGACCCUCUCAAGCUGUUCGAACGUACCGGUCCUCGCACACAGGAUAUGGUCAAAGUUACCUUUGAGCCCCCUCAGAUCUUUAUUCCUGCCUUUGACUAUGAUUACCCUGGUCAGGUAUAUCUCCGGAUGAAAGUUUUGCGCGGCAGGAUCUAUCUCUAUUCAAAUUCGACAAACAGAUACCCGGAUCCUUAUGACAUGGAUGGAUGGGACCUAUAUUUCAAGAUGAGAAUCAGGCACAAGGAUAGCAAUCGUGACGAUCCCAAGUAUAGAGCCUACCAAAAUCAAUCAGGGUUUACGGGCGCUAUUUUCGAACUGACCCAGCUAUAUAUGGGUCUAUCUGAUCCCUCAAAUCCGGACGAGGCAUUCGACGACAGGAAGAGCACGUAUGCCGCCGCGAUCCUUACUCCAAAUGCCAAAGAAAAUCUUAAAAAGGUCAUGGCGGACUGGGUGAGGAGUGCUCGGCUGGAGAAACCCAGGUGUAAUCUCCUCGGAUACGUCUUUACAAGCCAACAACCCCAGACCUUGCCAGGGGCGGAAAGCUCGCUUGUUCCAAAAAUAAUACACUACAAUGUCUAUCCCUGGAGAGGGCCUGACGGCUCUUAUAAGGAAAGGGAUGGGAUUGAUGAGAAUGCUUUGGGCAUCCUAGUCACAACAGGAUCCCAUCAGGCACCGUAUCCUCCUGGAAUCAACUACUCCGGUCCAUUUGUUGAAAGAGGAGCAACUCUCUGUAUCAAUGCGAACUGCUUCUGGGAAGGCUGGGUCCUUCGGGACAUCCAAGCGGUUGCCAGAGACACUGAGAUUAUUGUCGAUAGCCCACCGCUGUCCAUGGGAGUACCCGGUAAAUGGAACAUUGGUGUCAAGUAUCAUUUUGGAUCCAAAGAGGCUCCAAGCAGCUUUCGCUUUCAGCGCCAUGUUAAAAAUGGAAGGACCAGCUGGGCGUGGGCAGGGAAAUUGCAUAAAACCAGGAGCAACACUGUGAACCUUAAACUUGGGGGCGGGAAGCUAUAUCCUAUGGUUAUUGACGAAACUUCACAAUCGUGGAUUACCAUUGAGCCUGCCAGCGGCGAUGAGCGCAUGUUUGCAAUCAAGGGACGACACGUCUUCUACCAUGCAUUGCUCUGGAACAAGGACAAGAAAUUUUCGCAAUGGGUUACGCUCAUUGCCGACUGGCAUAUCAAUUUCAAGCUCCAGGCAAUCGAUGACGGAGGGCUACAAAUCGCCCCCGAGUUGAGAGACAGAUCCUGGCUCACAAUACAAACCAAGAAGGGGACCAUCAUCCGUACCAAUGAAGGCUACCUCAAGAACAAGGCCACAACAAUGGAGAACGAGUUGCGCAAGCGUCUGGAAAACGCAGUCUCCGGGAUGUCUAAGAAGCUCAAUCAGGCUUUCCAGGUGCAACACAAGUUUAUUAUGCCAGCAUCAGGAGUGUUCGCAAUGAGACACCCCAAGUUCAACAACCGCGGCGAUCUUCUGGUUGAACUCGAAUAUCUCAACUUCAAUGCUCCUAACUCGAGGGCUGUAGUCCCCGCGCCACAUGUUGUGGAUAAUGCAAUGGAAUCCGACCACUUUCCUUUCCACAAGAUUUCCUCCAUCUCACAGGAUUAUCCUCCACGCCAACCAGUUGACCAUCACCAUCACUGUCUGACCAGAGAGCAUUUUCAUGAAGAUGUAUACCACGAGUAUCAUGUUGACGAAGAUGAGUUCCACAGGGAUCACCACUGCCAUCCAGGCGAGCAUCAUGAUGAACAUGAGGAUCAUCGACCUGAUCCGUUCAAGCAUACAGAACGUACUUGGCCUGAACCAGGAGACUUUCCUUUCCAUUCUGACAACGAGCCUGACUGUCAUAAAACUCCAGACAAGAAGCCUGAUGGUCAUACCCAAGAUGAGAUCGCUCAUCCAGAUGACCAUUCUAGGCCACACCGUCGCCCACAACCAGGCCGUACCGGACAUAAAGAUUAUGCAAGUGAUGAUGACGACUACUAUUAA